Messenger RNA from Exophiala xenobiotica, 1704 nucleotides. RefSeq lists its product as uncharacterized. The record is from RefSeq and is a predicted model, not a curated record. The transcript is spliced from 3 exons. Bases 1 to 1704 code for a protein of 567 amino acids. Lineage: Eukaryota; Fungi; Ascomycota; Eurotiomycetes; Chaetothyriales; Herpotrichiellaceae.
AUGGCUUUCAUGAUCUUGCACCUAAUCAGAUCCAAUGCCAUCGGUCAACAACCUCUCCCUUUGGGCGUGCUCGUUGCCCCUUAUCAGAUCGCAGACGUCUCAUAUCUGUGGUCACUUGAGUACUGGGCUUGCCUGACAUCAAAGAAUGGUCCCAGUCGGCACAAAAUCAUCAUCUUUCUGGUGAUCCCGUCAGCUUUUGGGCUAGGGCUAGUUGUAGGCCCUGCAAGUGCCAUUGCAAUGAUCCCCCGAAUCAUCGACUAUCAUGAGGAUUCAACAUUGUUCCUGAUGGCAGAACAGUCCAAUUUGUUUCCCUCACAAGUAACCCUGGCUAACGGAGUAGUUGAGAUGGAAGACUCUGUAAGUGCUUCGCUGUAUCAACUAGGGGCUAUGGACUUGGUCGGAAAGGUGCAAAGAACAAUCACGGAUGACCGUGGGUUUCGCACACUGCACUGGACAGAAGAAGGCUACUGGACUGGCUUGACUCAGCAGAGCACCGACGCCGAAAGAAAUUUUACCUCUUCGCUCAUGAGCACGAUGCCUGGACAGCCGUUAUCCCAGGUGUUUCAAAGGGUCCAGAAUACGGCCUCCGACAACGUGCUCGUGUCCAACUAUCUUCAGCCAUAUGUCGAACAAAGAUGUGGAACAAAGGUUGUCUCCUCUGACAAAGUAUUGCUAAACAAUUUGACCGAACAGCGCCCACAGCCUCAAGUAAACGGGCUGAACUACAAGGGCUAUUCAGAGUCCGGCCUAGCGUACACUGGUUUGAUGUCAAUAAACGACGGCGGUCUGUUGAGCAUGAUGUUCUUCGAUCCGGCUCAAGCAGGCCUGAAUGACAGCCUAUGGAUAGUGUACGGCGAGAUGCGUUUCGGGUCUGGGACGCUCUGGACAAUGACCGGCUGCCAUGUUGAUGCAUUCUGGUACUCAACGCACUCGAAUUUCAGUGUCGUCACUGCUAUCACCACGAGCAACCCGGCAGAGGAUCGAACAUUUAGACACGGUAUGAAGAUCAGCCUCGACCGUGAGUGGGCAUCCCGUGUGUCAGAGUUGUUUCGUAACAGCAGUGGUGCGAAUCUCAACACGAUGCUGGAAAGGGCUGCUGCGGCGAUUGCGAUUGCGGUUUCUGAUGCCGGCUCAGAAUAUCUCCCAGGCACUCUGCCAGUGGUGUUCCCGGACAGGGUUGGUGGCAUAUUGCCUACCCCGGAAAAGAACUGGCGCACGACACAGGUGCAACGUGAUGCACUGCUCCGAUUCAUAGACAAGCAAGGUUUUCUUGACCGUUACGCCGAAGUGGACAACUACGCAUUCGACAACUGGACCGAUCCCGCACGGCUCUCCCGAAUUUCGGUGCAGAUGUCUCGGCGCGGGUACGGGUACGAUCCCUCUGAAACUACCGUUCAGCUUUCGUUGGCGGUUCUCACCUUUUCCUGUCUUGUCGUGGCUGUAUUUACUGCGUAUACCAUGUCGACCAGGGUAAUAGCAACAAGUUGGGACACGAUAGGCGAGUUUACAUUGCUGGCUCUAAAUUCGGCAAAACCGAGUCAUCUACCAGGUACCAGUGUCGGCGUGGAGACUUUGUCGACUUAUCGGAGACCGGUCAGUAUUCGGGUAAACAAAGGGAACUCGACGGAGCUUGUAUUCGACGAUGAUCCGGCUCUCACAAGGGCGGAUUAUGUGAGAGCUCAACCGAACGCCGAAUACUCAUGA